AUGUCCGAUUUAAAAUUAAGAUCGCCUGAGUAUUUCCAAAAUAAUGAAGAUUGGAGCUUACUUGGUUACUUGGAAUACCGCAAGACUCUGAAAGAUUUUCGAUCAAAUAAAGCAGAUGAGCACUUCUUUUAUGUCAAAAAUCUAGAGUAUAUAGCUGAAAACCACGAAAAUAAGAAACAAUGCGAAAAAGCAAAGAGCUAUAUCAAUGAAUUUGUUGUAAGUACAAUAAACCAAAUUAUAGUAGGUGAGCCUAAUCAAAAGCUUUCAUCAGUAAAUUCGUUUUGGUUAUCGAUUUACCAGAAUAACUACGAGGAAAACAUCGAACUUGAGAAGCUAAGACAUGCCGAAAGUACAAUACGCGCCGUAAAUAAAGAAACAGAAGAAGUUCGUUUAGUUUCAUCUUCUGAAACUGGGUUAUUAUUAAAACGUAAGAGACAAGAUGACAUGAAUUGUUUUGAUAAAGGAGCUGACAAACGCAAAACUCUGGAAAAUAAGAUACGAACCACUAAUAGAACAGUAGUGGAAGAGUCCUCUUCUGACGUUUUCUCUGUGACUUCUUUAACGCAACCAUCUUAUAAUGAAUCUCAAGUAUUAAACGAAGAAACCGAUGGCGAAAUAAAAUCU
Messenger RNA from Racocetra persica, 624 nucleotides. Lineage: Eukaryota; Fungi; Glomeromycota; Glomeromycetes; Diversisporales; Gigasporaceae. The record is from the annotation of a GenBank genome assembly.